AUGGAGGACAUGACUGGACUGGACAAGAACGAGGUCCGCCGCAUGCGCCGCAUGCAGUCCAACCGCGAGAGCGCGCGGCGGUCGCGUAAGCGCAAGCAGGAGCACCUGCAGACGCUGGAGCAGCAGCUGGAGGACAUGCUCAGCCGCAUGCAGGACGCGCAGGCGCGCGCCGACGAGGCGGAGAGGCGGGCGCUUGCGCUUGAAGAUCAGCUGGGGCGUGCCAGGGACGAGAUUGAGCGCCUGGGUGGCGACCCGGCUCCCCACGAGGUGCGCAACGGCGGCGGCCAGCCCUCCAUUGAGGAGCAGCCGGCACCCGGCCCCGGCUUGAAGCGCCAGCGCAAGCAGCAGCAGCCCGCAGCGGCGCUGGCGGGCGAUGCCCUGGACGCGCGACACCACGACCCGGCGCCGGCCGCGAAGCGCGGGAAGCAGAACGGCGGCGCGCUCAACGGGCGAAGGCGCGUCAGCAGCAGCGGCGACGAGGAGUCAGAGUAG
Messenger RNA from Monoraphidium neglectum, 492 nucleotides. RefSeq lists its product as hypothetical. Gene Ontology annotation, molecular function: DNA-binding transcription factor activity. The record is from RefSeq and is a predicted model, not a curated record. Lineage: Eukaryota; Viridiplantae; Chlorophyta; Chlorophyceae; Sphaeropleales; Selenastraceae. The coding region runs from base 1 to 492 and encodes 163 amino acids. The transcript is spliced from 3 exons. Gene Ontology annotation, biological process: regulation of DNA-templated transcription.